Molecule: messenger RNA, 1431 nt
Organism: Malus domestica (apple)
Lineage: Eukaryota; Viridiplantae; Streptophyta; Magnoliopsida; Rosales; Rosaceae
Product: syntaxin-112-like
Biological process (GO): intracellular protein transport; vesicle fusion; exocytosis
Cellular component (GO): endomembrane system; SNARE complex; plasma membrane
Molecular function (GO): SNAP receptor activity; SNARE binding
Source: RefSeq, a predicted model, not a curated record
AGUGGAGCGCUGUUAGAAUUUGAAAUUUGAAAUUUAAGAGUGAAAAAAAUAAAAUAAAAAAGAAGCAGAAAACCAAAAUCCUACAAAUGCUGAAGGCUUUUCUACUUCUUUCAAACACUCUUGAAGCACCCAAACGCUCCCAUCGAUCCUCAGCUUUCAAUGCACUAGAAUCGAUUUCUUCAAGGUUGGUAUUCGAAAAUCUCCCCGAAGAUGAAUGAUCUAAUGACCAAGUCAUUCCUCAGUUACGUGGAUCUCAAGAAGCAGGCUAUGAAAGAUCUCGAGUCCCAACCUGACCUUGAAAUGGGGAAACUUGACGCCGCUGACGAACAGAACCUCGCCGGAUUUUUCGAACAAGUGAACGCAAUGAAGGCUGACAUGGAAGAGAUCACAAACCUCCUUGUUGAUCUUCAGGACCUGAAUGAAGAAACCAAGUCCACUCACAGUGCUAAAGUGCUCAGAGGGUUGAGAGACAGAAUCAAUGCUGAUAUGGUUACUAUUCUGAGGAAAGCGAAAAGCAUCAAAGCGAGUUUGGAGUCGCUUGAUCGUUGUAACGUGGCUAAUCGAAGUGUGUCUGCGGCCUACAAGGAAGGAAGCCCUGUUGAUCGAAUGAGGAUUUCGGUGACGAAUGGUUUGAGAAUUAAGCUGAGAGAGAUUAUGAAUGAUUUUCAGAUCUUGAGAGAACAGAUUGUUAAGGAGCACAAAGACGGUCUCAAGAGGAGGUAUUUCAGUGCCACUGGGGAGGAAGCGAGUGAUGAAGUGAUUGAUAAGAUGAUUUCGACAAAUGGGCAGGUCAAAACUUUCGAAGGAAAGGCGGAGCUGGUGAUGGAGAAUCAGGAAAGGCAUGAGGUCUUGAAGGACAUACAGAGAAGCUUGACGGAGCUCCAUCAAGUGUUCCUUGACAUGGCUGUGUUGGUUGAAAAGCAAGGCGAACAGUUGGAUGACAUCGAACAGAAUGUGGCUGGUGCUGGGGCUUAUAUUAAUGAUGGAACUAAUGCGCUUUCUGAUGCUAAGAAGAUGAAAAAGAGAAGAGGAAAAUGGGUUUGUUGGAUUGGCGCUAUUGUGUUGUUUAUGUUGCUUGUGUGUCUGGUUUCCAUCUUUGCUUAAUAUCUGAAAUUUUUGGAGGUAAAAGUUCAUGUUCAACCAUGGUUUGAUUGUUACUGUAGAUGGAAUUUUGGCCCGUGGAUUGCAUCAUUGCUUUACAUUUGUCAUCUAGAAUGCAAUGCGUGAUGACAUGGAUCAGUAUUCUUUUCUGGGUGCUGCAAUAUGUCUGAUGAAAUUUCUUCAUCCUUGCACGUCUUUUUUCUUCCUGUUGUUUGUAAUUUUCGGAAAAGAGGUUCUUUAGUUUGGAUAUGCUUGGCGUAGUUCUUACUUGUGAUCUGAAUGCCCUUUUGUAAUUGGAGAUUCAAUUUGUUAGAAUUGUUCAUUGAAGCU